Molecule: messenger RNA, 928 nt
Organism: Galeopterus variegatus (Sunda flying lemur)
Lineage: Eukaryota; Metazoa; Chordata; Mammalia; Dermoptera; Cynocephalidae
Gene: DNAJC1
Product: DnaJ (Hsp40) homolog, subfamily C, member 1
Exons: 3
Cellular component (GO): endomembrane system
Source: RefSeq, a predicted model, not a curated record
GCCACUCAACCUACAAUAGGUACAUGGAAAGUAAGGUUUUAUUUCUUUUAUUUUUUGAAACAGGUGACAACCAAAGUCAAGCAACUGAAGGAUUCAGUUACCUGCUCCCCAGGAAUGGUUAGACUUUCUGAACUCAAAUCAGCAGUUCGGAAUUCCCAGCCCAUCGGGACAGCUGUGGCCUUGCCAGAUGAGCUCAUCACCCAGCGAGAAGAUGCAGUGGCUGCGGUGGAGGAGGACAAGCAGGAAGAGGACACGGCUGAGCAGGAGGCCGUGGUCACAGAAGCCCAGCCUCGGAGGCGGAAGCCAGCCAGGCUGCUUGAGGCGGGAACAAAGGUGGAGCCAGAGGAAAAGUUCCGAGGAAGGAGGCAGAAGGACUUUGAUAUAUCUGAACAGAGUGAAUCCAGCGAUGAGGAGAACCAGAAAAAAGAGAGAACGCGCACUGCAGAGGAGCCAUGGACUCAGAAUCAGCAGAAACUUCUGGAACUGGCAUUACAGCAGUACCCAAGGGGAUCUUCUGAUCGCUGGGACAAAAUAGCCAGAUGUGUCCCAUCUAAGAGUAAGGAAGACUGUAUUGCUAGGUACAAGUUGCUGGUUGAAUUGGUCCAAAAGAAAAAACAAGCUAAAAGCUGAAUAUUCUGGAAGACGAUGUUCACCUACAUUUUCCAAAACGCGUAUUUUAAAACUCUUAUGCAGAAAUUUGCAUUUUGUACCUCAGUAUUUCUACACAUCAUGUGCCUUAGUAAAAAUAAAUAAAUAAAUAAAUAAUAAAUGUUAUGCUAUAUUGUUUAAAUAAAUAGUGUAUGGGGGGAAGGAUUUGGGUAUUUUGCAGAUUAUUUUAUAUCUAAUCACUGCAAAGUUUACAUUCUUGGAGAACAAAUGAAUAGUACUUUCUAAUGAUCAGGCAAAUAAAUGUUUUUGAAGGAACAUA